Messenger RNA from Macrosteles quadrilineatus (aster leafhopper), 4260 nucleotides. RefSeq lists its product as uncharacterized. Gene Ontology annotation, molecular function: nucleic acid binding. The record is from RefSeq and is a predicted model, not a curated record. Bases 1 to 4260 code for a protein of 1419 amino acids. NCBI's taxonomy places the organism in Eukaryota, Metazoa, Arthropoda, Insecta, Hemiptera, Cicadellidae. Gene Ontology annotation, biological process: DNA integration. The transcript has 3 exons.
AUGGCUACCAGAUCAAUUUCACUCUCAAACUUCAACAAAUCAACCCUUCUCAUACAAAAUUCUUUUGAAAAGAUUCUCAAAUCUGUACAAGAGCUUGAAACACUUUCCCCCUCAAUCUUGUCAGUGAUACAAAUCAGAACUUUAAACAACUUCUCGAACCAGUUAGAAAAGAAACAUGAAGCCUAUGAAAAUUACCUGGAAAGAGCCUUGGAACAUAUAUCAGAAGAAUUAGAUUUGGAUGCAGUAAGUGACACUGAAGACAAACUGCGACUGCUAUUCGUCGAAGCCAAGUCUCGGAUUGAAGCCCUUCUCCAACAGCAGCCGCAAGAUGUUCCAGAAGAAAGUAAAGAUUCAACAAGAAUUAGUGACAUCUCAGCUUCAUCAUCUGCUCACGUAAGACUCCCAAAACUAGACCUCAUCACGUUUGAUGGUUCUCCUCUACAGUGGGUAAGUUUCAUCAACUUAUUUGACACUAGCAUCCAUCUGAAUGAAAGCAUUUCAAACGUCACUAAAUUUCAAUAUCUUCUCAGCGUGCUCAAAAAUGAACCACUAAAUCUCGUAAAAGCUUUCAGUAUCACUUCAGCCAAUUACUCAAUUGCCUAUCAGCUCCUCAGAGACAGAUACCACAACACCCGAAGGUUAACUACACUUCACCUCAACAAACUGAUCGACCUACCGGACAUUUCCUCUACCUCAAACAAAUGUCUCAGAACGUUCCUCAACUUGUUUUAUGAACACACAGAAGCACUUAAAGCUCUUGACUGUGACAUUACUUCUAACUCUAACCCUCUGUUGUCCACCAUACUCUUACGAAAACUAGACAAUGACCUUCUAAAACAACUAGAGGCUUUUAGAAUUAAUAUAAAAUGCGAAACACAUUCUCUACCAGAAGUAGUCGAAAUAGUCAAAUUUCUUAAUCAAGAGUGUAACCAAAUGGAAGACGCUGUGUUACAUACCAAGUUUGCUCAAAGUACGAACAACCACAAUUCAAAUUUUAAACCCAAAUCUUUCACAUCCAAGCCCUCUUUCAUUCAAGCUCAGAAAGUUACAAUGGUCUCUACUCCAACUCCAUCAAAUCAAGACAACUCAAAAAAUCCUUUCUCAUUUCCCUGCUUUGUCUGCUCAUCAACUGGCCACAAGGUUUAUGCUUGUCCUAGCUUUCUCUCUCUUUCUUCAAAUGAACGUUUUAAAACCGUAAAGGACAACAACAGAUGUGUCUCUUGCCUCGGAAAACAUGAUGUUAAAACAUGUAAGUCUAAAGCAUCUUGCUUCAAAUGCCACAAACGUCAUCACACCUUACUUCAUUUUGAACAUGACAAGACAUCUCAAGGUUCUACAUCAUCACAACCAUCAACCACUCAUGUUUCGAAUGAAAAACCUACCGUAUCUCUUUGCUCACAGGAAGCCAGUCCUGCUAAUCAAAUCCCUAAAACUGUAAUUUUAGGCACAACACUGGUUAAAGUUACUGCUCAAAAUAACGUUUCUCAUGUGUUCAGAGCAUUGAUUGAUAGUGGCAGCAUGUGUGAUUUUAUUAGUGAAAAAGCUGCUCAACUACUGAAUGCACCUCGUUUCAAAUCCAACUUACAAGUAGUUGGUCUUUCUCAAUCUCCAACUCUCACAAAGGGUAUUGUGAACCUCACUGUUAACACACUGGCAGGAAAAUUAGUUGCAUCCAACCAUGAAGUGCACAUACUUGAUAAAAUAUCUGUCAAUCUCCCUAGAUCUCAAAUAUCACAAAGAGUUCUAUUGAAAGUAAAACCUUACCCCCUUGCUGAUCCCAGCUUCCACUUAUCAGGGCCCAUUGACAUGCUGAUCGGAGCUUCUCUCUUCCCUCUUCUUUUAACGAAUGAAAACUAUUCUCUCGGCCCUAACAUGCCUAACAUGAUGGGAACUCACUUUGGCUUUGUUGUUAUGGGGAAUGCACCUUGUUCAACCGAUUCCCAGCCUGCCAACACUCCAUCCAUCUCUCUGCUCUCAACGGUUGACAACGAAUUGCAUAACUCUCUACAGAAAUUUUGGAAAUUAGAGGAAUUAUCUGUACCCUCAAAGAUAUCGGUUGAAGAGCAACAGUGUGAAGAUCUGUUUAAAGCUACCCACUCUAGGGACGAAAAUGGCCGUUACUUAGUUCAGCUACCAUUUAAAGAAAAUCAUCCACCUUUAGGAUCUUCCAAACUCAUCGCAGAACGACGUUUUCACUCACUUGAACGACGUUUUACACUCUCUCCUGAUUUGUAUAAAGCUUACUCUGACAAUAUAAAUGAACACAUCUCUCAAGGUCAUAUGACUUACGUAGACGACAUUGUAACUGGAGCAGACACGGUAGAUGAAGCAAAGAACCUUCAAAAUCAACUCAUUCAACUACUCAACCGUGGACACUUUGAACUUCGAAAAUGGACUUCAAAUUCUCCCGAGCUUCUUCAGUCUCUUCCAGACACUCAUAAAGACUCUCCAGUCUUUCUUGAAAAUACACCUGAUCCCCAUUUCUCAAUUCUUGGCCUACACUGGUCUCCAGACUCGGACAAUUUUUCAUUUCAUCUCAACCUACCGCCAAAAACACUAACUAAACGUCACGUUCUCAGUCUAGUCGCUAAAAUAUACGAUCCUUGUGGAUUUCUUAGCCCAUGUACUAUGACAGCGAAAUGUUUUAUUCAACUUCUCUGGACGACCGGUCUACAAUGGGAUGAACCUCUCACUCCAGAACUUAGUGCAAUUUGGAGUAACUUUAUCUCAGCGAUACCAGCACUUGCAGACAUUCAGAUCCCUAGAGCAUUGAAAAUCUCUCCAAAUUCUAGUGUUGAACUUCACGGCUUCUCAGACGCCUCUGAACGUGGGUUUUCAGCUGUUGUCUAUGUACGAUGUUCCCAACCCAACGGAGAAGUGACUACACGUAUGGUUUUAUCUAAAACUAGAGUCGCCCCUCUCAAGAAGGCUGAGCAAUACGUGGCUAACAGAGUCGCCCAAACACAAGAACUUGUCCCCUAUCACUGUUGGCGUUACAUCCCUAGCAAGGAAAACCCUGCUGAUUGUGCUUCAAGAGGUAUUCUAGCCACUGAGCUUGUGUCUCACCCCCUUUGGUGGUCAGGGCCUUCUUGGCUUUCUCUUCCCCCUUCAAACUGGCCUGAUGUAACUUUUUCACCUACAGAUAUCUCAACAUUAGAUGAAGUAAAACACACUCCUCAAACUGUACUUGUGUCAACUACCACUGAAUCUACGCUGACCAAUCUUCUCAUUAAAUAUUCUUCAUGGGAACGACUUCUUAGGAUUUUUGCUUACGUCCUUCGUUUCAUACACAACUGUAAAGGUUCUGAAAAACGCCAAGGUUUCAUCUCAACACAGGAACUGAAAGACACAAAAUAUCACAUUUUUAAACUUGUACAAAAAGAAGUAUUCACAGAAGAAAUCAACUGCCUCAAACGGAAAUCAUUUUGCUCCACUCGUUUACAACGUCUUUCACCUUUCAUUGACUCAUUUGGAUUAUUGCGUGUUGGAGGACGUCUUUCUCAGACAUCACUUCCUGAAGAUGCUCGACAUCCCAUUAUUCUGCCAAAAAAGCAUCAUGUGGUAAAUGAGGAUGACCACUACCAUAUCUACAAUCUUCAUUCAGGCCCUCAGCUUACUCAAGCAUUACUUUACAAACAUGUUUGGAUACUGUCUGCCCGUUGUGCCAUACGCUCUCGUAUCCAUAAAUGUGUCAGAUGUUUCAAAGUCAAACCUAGAAAUGUGUGUCCUCUCAUGGCUGAUCUCCCUCAGUCUCGUGUAACUCCUGCUCGACCUUUCCUCCACACCGGCAUAGAUUAUGCAGGGCCUUUUACUGUUAAAAUCUUCAACCUCAAGGCAGUGAGACACAUAAAGUCAUACUUUUGUACUUUCAUCUGCCUCGUCACGAAAGCUGUACAUUUGGAAGUAGUAACAGACCUAACGACUGAAUCUUUCAUUGCUGCAAUGACUCGAUUUGUAUCUCGCAGAGGACAUUCUUCCGACAUUUACUCGGAUUGUGGGUCCAACUUCAUUGGUGCUGACUCUACCCUACGCAAGAUUGUUGAAAAAUCUCUUUAUUGUCAAGACUCCAAACGGAAGAUUCAACGAUUCUCUUCACUUAAAGGCAUCAAUUUUCAUUUUAAUCCACCAGCCGCUCCGCAUCAAGGAGGAUUGUGGGAAUCGUCUGUAAAGAAUGUGAAACAUCAUCUCCGUCGAGUAAUGGGAAACUCAGUCUUAACACUCAUUGAAUUCAUCACAUUGUUGACCCCAGCGAACACAUAA